This is a messenger RNA of Morus notabilis, 515 nucleotides long. Its product is annotated as 40S ribosomal protein S9-2-like. The transcript has 2 exons. Gene Ontology annotation, biological process: positive regulation of translational fidelity. The record is from RefSeq and is a predicted model, not a curated record. The coding region runs from base 159 to 428 and encodes 89 amino acids. Gene Ontology annotation, cellular component: cytosolic small ribosomal subunit. NCBI's taxonomy places the organism in Eukaryota, Viridiplantae, Streptophyta, Magnoliopsida, Rosales, Moraceae. Gene Ontology annotation, molecular function: rRNA binding; structural constituent of ribosome.
AAACAUCGGCUAAUAGGUCAUGGGAGUUCUGGGAUUAGGGUUUUAGAAUGAGAGUAUGAAAGGGAUUUUACAGUCAGACGAGACACUGAGCGAGACACAGCUACGAACAACGACCUUGCCGGAGAAGACGAAGAAGAAGAAGAAGAAGAAGAAGAGCCAUGGUUCACGUCUCGUUCUAUCGCAACUAUGGGAAGACAUUCAAGAAGCCCCGUCGUCCCUAUGAGAAGGAGCGUUUGGAUGCUGAGCUGAAACUCGUUGGUGAGUAUGGACUUCAUUGCAAGAGGGAGCUGUGGAGAGUUCAGUAUGCAUUGAGCCGUAUCCGUAACAAUGCUAGGAUGCUUCUGACCCUCGAUGAGAAGAGCCCCCGCCGUAUCGUUGAGGGUGAGGCUCUUCUACGGCCAAUAAGAUUACAGAAGUUAUAUGAAUAGUAAGGCAUAGUUAGGCUCUUCUACCCCCGCCGUAUGAGGAUUACCUCUUCUAUGAAUCUACAGCCAACCCACCCCCAACUUCCCCAC